Molecule: messenger RNA, 4751 nt
Organism: Gallus gallus (chicken)
Lineage: Eukaryota; Metazoa; Chordata; Aves; Galliformes; Phasianidae
Gene: OSMR
Product: oncostatin M receptor
Exons: 20
Coding region: 383-3181 (932 amino acids)
Biological process (GO): cytokine-mediated signaling pathway
Cellular component (GO): external side of plasma membrane; membrane
Molecular function (GO): protein binding; cytokine receptor activity
Source: RefSeq, a predicted model, not a curated record
GCUGCCCUGACCCGCACCGAGCGGCGAGGCCGGCACGACGAAGCUGCCGGGAAAACGUGCCUCCUCCGCUUCCUGACAGAGCUGCCAGGCUGCAGAAUUGUUACAGAUCAUGUUUUGUAUGAACAGUGUGACAUUUAUGAUGAAAAGAGCUGCUUAAUUUCAAGAUGCUUUGACAGCUGCUUCCUCACCAAAACCUGCUAAGUGUCAGAUGGUUUGACACUUCUCCCUUCUUCAAGGGCAACACUGGCCAGAAGAGGACUUUUGGUGAUCGUCUACAUUUUCUUCCAAAGAAGAAGCAGUUUAUUUGAAGAUAUUUAUUUAGACUACUAGAAAAUUGCCUGCAGAAAGAUAAUUUAUCUUCUCCCAAGGAAAAGGGAGAUGAAUGAUGAAUCACUUCGUGUUUCUGGCAGUAUUGCUCCACUUGAGGACUUGGUGCACUGCAUACUCACAGCAAGAAUCCCUUGUGUUUCCAGUAACAUAUCUUAAUGUUCACAAGGAUUUGCCUCUUCAGCGUCUGCUUGUGGAGUGGGAUGUUGACAAGUCAGCGCGUGAUGCUGAGCUGGUAAUGUCUUUUGAAAUACAAGUCCGUCGAGCAGAAGAAGCUAUUGUGUGGAGAGAGUUUCUUAAUGCCACACUCGAUAAAUCAGGAAAGCCUCUUCACUGGAUGUGGAAUUCAGACUUACCUUUGGAGUGUAUGUCACAUUCAGUGAGAAUCAGGAGUAAAGCAGAAGUAUCAAAAACCUGGAGUCAGUGGAGUCCGUGGGAGACUAUCCAGGGUCUGGAUACUUCAAAUAUCAGUGAACCAAGAAUCUUUCCGGACGAAAAAAUUAUUGAGGAAGGCUCUGACAUCAGUCUUUGUUGCAUUGGAAGGAAAGGUCAAAUCAUAAAGGAAUUUUUUUUAAAUUCACCUAUUCCUUAUUUCAAUCGCACAAACAGCCAAGUUGGACUUCUCAUUGCAAAGAAUGUGAAGUUUAAAGGAGUGCCUCACGUCCUCUGUAGAGAGUCUUGCAGUGAAGACAAUUGCUUUGCACAUGCAGUUUUCUUUGUGGGUAGACCACCCGAUACACCUCGUGAUUUUUCUUGCCAAACUCGGAACAUGAGAGAAAUAACAUGUACCUGGGAUCAAGGACGAGACACCUACCUGUACGGAAGUCACUCAUCAAAAUACAAGUUGUCUGAACAGUUUUCCAAAACUUCUGUUCCAUGCACAGUAAAUUGUUCCGAGAGGUGCUCAUGUUCUUGGAAUGUAGGGAAGCAGAGGAUCUAUAAUAUCACCCUGACUGUUGAAAACCCACUGGGACAGAGAACUACUAUGGAUGUUUUUGAUGUUGCUCACAGAAUUCAUCCCCUGCCACCUUUCCAGCAGUGGGAAGAACACACAGAGACAGAAAUCGAGUUACACUGGGAACAAAAGGAAAAGGAAAUUGAACUCUUUUGUCAAGCUGAAGUGUGGCAACCCAAUGGAAAAGCAAAACUGUACAACAGUUCAGAUACACAACUAUAUCAUAACAGCAUCACUCUUGGUGGACUGCAGCCCUACACCAGUUACACAUCUAGAGUACGUUGUGGAGCAGCUAAGCAUUUCUGGAGAUGGAGCGAAUGGAGCAAAGCCCACUCCUUCCGAACAAAGGAGAAAGCUCCAUCAGGGAAACUGGAUGUCUGGAGAAAAAUUACACCAGCUCUGCAGGGGCGGAACGUGACCUUGUUCUGGAAGCAAGAAGCAGGUUUUCGAGCGAAUGGAGAAAUUAUUUCAUAUGAAGUAACCUGGGAAAAAGUAGUAGACAGAUUUAAGCCUGAACAUAUUUCCCUUUCAUCAGAUCGUAAUAGUACAAGGAUUUUCAUUGAUAAUCAUCCCUACAGAAUCAGUAUAAUGGCAAGGAACAGUGUUGGUUAUUCACAUCCUUCAGUGUUGAUCAUCCCUGGAGCUACAGAUAUUGAAAAGAAGCUCAACAGUUCAGAGCUUAAAGAAGAGCAUGUUAAUGGUACAGAUGGUGGCAUUUUGAUUUCCUGGAAGCCCAGAGAUAAAUCUGACAGUUACAUUAUUGAUUGGUGUAACUUUCCAAUGCUGCAGCCUUGUGAUUUGCAAUGGAGGAGAUUUGGACCCAACACUUCCAGUGCUCUGAUCAAAUCAGCUGCUUUUGUUCCUGGGGUGAGAUACAAUUUCCACGUCUAUGCAUCUGCUGCUAAUAGAGCCUCCUUACUGGAGAAGAAGACUGGUUAUCUCAAGGAGCUUCCUCCUCGAUUUGACCCCGAUGUGAAAAAAAUAGAACUGAGUUAUCAUGAAGUAACACUGUAUUGGGAUCCUUACCCCACAGAUGAGAUACACCCUGGUUUCUUAAGAGGUUACCAUGUUUAUGUGUCACCUGUGCAAGAGGGCUGCAAUUUGAAAGGAUCCAAAAAACAUGUUCUUGAAGGUGGUUCAGUGGUAUGUAAAUUCACAAUUGAAAACCCAGAAGAAAAAACAUACACUGUGAAGCACUUGACGUCGAACACGAAAUACAAGCUGGCCAUUAAAGCAUAUACAGGCGGAGGAGAAAAUUCUGCUACCAACUUCAGAUACAUCGAUACACCACUUGACUCAGACAUGCUGUACCUUCUAGUCCUGCUUGUGGUAGUUCCUUCAUUAAUAAUGGCUGUAUGCCUCUGGAAGAUGAAGUGGGUGAAGGAUUGCUGCUGUCCUGUGAUACCUAGUCCUAACAAGAGCAAAGUGCUGUCAUUCAAAGAGUUUAAAAUCGGUUCUGAGAAAGUACUAAAGCUAAGUGACUGCAUUCCUGACACCCUAUCACUGGAUAAUAAGGCCGAGGCCAAAAAAUUACAUCCACAGAGCCUGAUGUCUUCAACGCCAACAGAAGAUAAGACCGACGAUCAGAAUCUUUCCUCAGUUUAUCAUAACAAAAGUGAAGAGAGAAGCUUUACAUCCACACCUACACCUCAGACUCACACUUGGUUUGAAAAUUUUGCUUAUUCUUCUCAUCUCGCAGUUGAAACCAAUCCCUCUGAAGCACCAGAGACACUACAAAGCUGCAAGGGAGAACUGUCAGCAGUGUCGUACCAGCCACAGUACUACCUCAACAUUUUGAAUGAUGCUUCUACCUCAUCACCUGGAGAAGCAGCUGGCAGGAAGACCAACCUGAGAUACAUUUCACAAACAGACGUGCACUGCAUUGGAAGGAGGCUUUAAUGUACCCUCUUUGACUGAGUCUGUCUAUUGGUUGUGUCAUAGAGUACAAACAGGAAUUCCUGAAGGCACAGCAACUUCUCAUUCCGAUACAGGUUUUCACAAGCCCACAUGUCCUAGUCCCGUUAUCUCUGCAAAGCUGUUCAUUGAUGACUAGUACAAGAAUACUGGCUUUUGCAGUGGAAUGCUGCAUGCUGUCAUUUGAUCAGAAAUUACUGGCUUUAAGAUUUGCAGGCUAAUGUUUUGCAACCUGCGAUAUGCAGUGGGAGCCAUUCUCCCAUCAGGGCAGCUGUUUGUGGAGGAGUUACCAACACACUCAUAGUGCCCAUAGCCUUUUUUUGGCAUUAACCCUUGCACGUAGCGAACUCCAGACAACUGUGUAAGUAGACACGAGUCAGAUGCAGUUAUAUUAAUCCCCUUUGCAAAGAGCACAUUCAGGCUCUCUAAUAGCUAGAUCUUCAGAUAGUAUUGUUUGCAUGUUAAAAAAAAUAGUCUUCCUCCAGCUGGCAAUGAAGGAAGGGCCUGCUGGCUGUGAUUUUGAAACUCACAAAGACAUUCCUUUUGGUCCUUGCACAUUUUAGCUUGCAGCAUUUGCAGAAUCAUGAAUUGAGCACUACGGCUUUUUGAUAACUGAGAAUUUGAACAGCAUACUGAGGUGAACUUGGUCGUCUUAUAUGUUGGUAAGGAAGCACAACAGACUGUAUCCAAAAGUCCUUCAUUUCAAAAACAAAACAAAACAAAACAAACUUGAAAGGCUAACUAAAAUCACAAGUUUUCUGAUCAGGUAUCUAAGGAAUUCUCAUAUAGGACUCAGUGAAAAAGUCAGAUUGUCCCACAAACCACAUAUUAAUGUUUGACGUGGCGCAGGUUCUUUAUGGCAGAGGGGAUGGCUCUAACAAGGCAUCAUUUCCUACUUCUGAGCUGCUGCUGCUGGGGCUUGGCUGCAGGAGUAGAGCAUAAAGUGGCAUGGAUAUUGUGGGUGGAGGUCAUGCAGCUGGUACCGCCUUCCUGAUGGGGGGUGAUGUACCUGGGCCUGGCUGGAGCUCCCACCAUCUCAGCGCCAGCAAAGGUCCUUUGGUCUUUCCUGGACUGAAAGAUCUUGUCAUUUGGAAGCACAAGAAGAGCUUACCAGCAGGUACAGGCCUGCCUGGCAGCCUGAGUGGUUAGCUGCUCUGCCUGUAACAUACAAACCUUCCUGUGGGUUGCUCAUGACAGCUCAUUUCACAAAACAUAGGAACAGACUAUUUCAAAGAGAACAAGGCUUUUGUGUAGGUGGAAGGGUAUAGUGAGGGCAUUAGAAAAGUAUUUCUCACAUGGGGAUAGAAAGGCAUGUAAGUGGUUGUUUUUUUUUUUUUAUGUUUUUGUUUUUCUCCAAGACAUCUGUCUUGUAUUAAUAAUGGUUGAUUGUGUUCAAAACUGAAAGAUUUAUUUCUUGUAUCUUGUUUAUAAUUCAGCUUUCACAUCUGUUGUUGAAAUGCUAACACUUGAACUGUACAAACAUCACAUAAUGGAAAGUGACUAAUUCUCAGUAUCAGUAGUCUGAAGUUUUAAAAUAAAAAUGGUGUACAAAAUA